This is a messenger RNA of Thunnus maccoyii (southern bluefin tuna), 4791 nucleotides long. RefSeq names its product dimethylarginine dimethylaminohydrolase 1 (gene ddah1). Gene Ontology annotation, molecular function: amino acid binding; dimethylargininase activity. Lineage: Eukaryota; Metazoa; Chordata; Actinopteri; Scombriformes; Scombridae. Gene Ontology annotation, cellular component: nucleus; pre-snoRNP complex. The transcript has 7 exons. The coding region runs from base 1095 to 1943 and encodes 282 amino acids. The record is from RefSeq and is a predicted model, not a curated record. Gene Ontology annotation, biological process: arginine metabolic process; snoRNA localization; maturation of LSU-rRNA from tricistronic rRNA transcript (SSU-rRNA, 5.8S rRNA, LSU-rRNA).
UACACUUCACACACUGCAGGACAAGAAGAGAUCCUCUUUUAUAUAUUCUUCGCCUUUGAAGUUUGUAUUGUAUUUCAGAAAGUCUGCCAAGAAGAAACACUUACAUUAUGUCUCCAAAAUCCCCCCAAAAAGUUGAUGAAUUGUCAUUUUUUUUUAUUUAUAACCAUGUAAAGAUAUUUCACAAAAGAAAAGGAAGAAACAAACAACAACAAAGCAUGGAGACCAAGUGGGAUUUACAUUUCUUAGUCCGUUAUGUUUAUGUCCUCAGAUUUAUCCAGAUCCAGAUGUGAUAGCGUCUUUGUUGCUUGCAGUGAAGGUGAUCGAUUUCUCCCAUUUUCUGGGGAAAUGUCUGUCUAUUGUCAAGGACCAUUUUAUACCAGUUGUUAGUUUAUUUCCUCUUUGUAGGCAACCAGUACAGUUUCACAGAAUAAGGUCGCCUCUUAAUACUUCUCCCUCUCUUAUCACAUCAAGAUAAAAAUAUCUUGCUGUCCUUAAGACCUUGUUUCCUAAACUGUCAUAUUUUUCCACCCAAAGUAUGUUAAUCUUCUGAUGACCAGAGGAUGUGGGAAUGAUUGCCAUCCAUGUUUAUCUUUAAUGUGAGGUGAUGAAAAAGAUGAAAUUGCAGUCUUCUUGUUGUUGUCACUUAACUUCAUCUGUUAAAGGUGUUUCUAUAAAGCAUCCUAUAUAAAUCUAAUAAUAGCAGGCUAUGCAGAAACAUUUUAUGAGGUGUAUUAUAGAUGCUCAGACACACCACUAUGUGGACAAGGACACUUCUGUCUGUUGAUUCCUAUAAAUAUAGAAAUAUGGAGACAUAAUUGGAUAUGCAUUUUUCUUUUUUCUUUAAGGGACUUUGAAAGCAUCAGAGAGUUUGACUUGCAAGCCCUCUUUAAUGGUUCAGUGUGAAAUUGAUUGAGCAUUAGGUUCAGUGUGUACAGACUGUCACUUGUUGGGCUGAACGCCUCGCUGAGGGCUGACAGACUCGUAGGCUACACGUGAUGGUCGGUGCGCGUCACCGAAGCGCUGUCGCUCGCCUGGAGACUGAAGCAGGGCUGACUGACACUAUCUGAGCGUGCCAAGUAAAGGGAAAGCAAAACAUGGCUGGUUUAAUGGCAGGUUUUGGUCAUUACACCCACGCCGUCGUCCGGGGAAUCCCUGCGUCCCUGGCUAAAGAAGCGCUCCGGAGCAGCCAGUCGGAGGUGGACCUGGCCAAGGCGCGGAGGGAGCACGAGGCUUACGUCGAGGUCCUGAGGACGCGGGUCGGGCUGGAGGUGGUCGAGCUCCCCGCGGACGAGUCGCUCCCGGACUGCGUGUUCGUGGAGGACGCGGCGGUGGUGUGCGGUGACACGGCGCUCAUCACCAGACCCGGGGCAGAGAGCAGGAGGAGAGAGGUGGAGGCAAUGACAGGGGCUCUGAAGGAGUUGAAUAUGAACAUUGUGGAAAUGACUGAUGAGAACGCCACACUGGAUGGAGGAGAUGUCCUUUUUACAGGUCGAGAGUUCUUCGUGGGCCUUUCCAAAAGGACCAAUCAGAGAGGAGCAGAGAUCCUUGCAGAUGCCUUUAAGGACUACGCUGUGUCUACUGUGCCUGUGUUAGAAGGUCUGCACCUGAAGAGCUUCUGCAGCAUGGGAGGACCAGGCCUUAUUGUCAUCGGGUCCAGUGAACCAGCUCAAAAAGCCCUCAAAAUCAUGCAACAAAUGAGUGACCAUCGCUACGACAAACUGACUGUGCCUGAUGACCACGCUGCCAACUGCAUCUACAUGAACCUGCCCAAUAAGGGACAUGUGCUUCUGCACUGCACAGCAGAGGAGUUUCCAGAAAGUACAAAGAUGUUCGAGAAGCUGAAGGACCACAUGCUGAUCCCUGUGUCCAACAUGGAGAAGAUCAAAGUGGAUGGAGCCCUCACAUGCUGCUCUGUGCUCAUCAACAAGAAGGCCAACAUCUGAGCAUGCUCACCAGUGAGUCUCUCCUAGUGAGAGUGUAUGUGUAUGAGUGUACCCAAGCGGAGCCUGUACCCAAUCACAAAGGACCCCAAACGUUUAGUGAAUAAUCUUGGUAUAUUGAAAAGGGAUAGGCUGGUUUAGUAAAUAAUAUAUUAAUUGGAGGCAGUCAUCUAUUCUUCCUUUACUCCUCAAAACACUCAAAUUACUUUAAAAUGUCUUGAAAAUGUAUGAAUAGUUGAGUUGACACAAAACAGAAUUAGUUUCAGAUUAUCUAUGUUUCUUGAGUUGCAUUGGAGCAAAGACGAUCCUGAAGUGCAGAUAAAUUGAGACUUUAGGGGUUAUAGUAUAAGAGUUAGGACAUAAUGUUGUAGUUUUUUUUUCCUUUCCCUUUAAUAUUUUCUAUAAAAAGCAGAAAACAAAGCAAAAGAACAAGCUGUUAACCUUUGAUGAUGGGUCAUGAAUUCUCCCCAUGUUAAGCCAUAUAUGUUUUUUCUACUUAUUUGCUCCUUUACAACUAAUCUAAGAACUGCUAAGAUAACACUUAUUUCUUUGAUGAAGAAAGAUCUGAUCCUGAAGAUCCCCUCUAAUGUCCAUUUGUAGACAAAUCCUUGUGCUUGUAAUUUGAUGUUUACAAUCUUUUAACAGAACCACACAGAACCGAGCACUGGACCAACAAAAACAGAUGGAUCUGUUUGAUCAAUAGUUUUUGUUGCCAGUGAGGUACAGUUGUACAAGUAUUGCACUUCAGAUUUAUGAAUUACAUAACUAACAGACAUCUACAGUCAUAAAUGUAAACAGUUGGUAGAUACUGUUUACAUUCGCCAUCUUAACUGUGAAUUAAUUUUAAACAUGCUUGGCUAUGUAAUAGGAAUGGUACUUAGUUUGGAAUUCAUUUUUCAAGAACUGUAUUUGUGAGUAAGAUUUAGGACACAGAGCCUGCUUUUACUGUAAUAUGAAAACCUCAAUUUCAUUGUUUCAAUUUAGCUGUUUUUAAACAUAUAUGCUAAAUAGCUAUUGUCUUUUUACAAUUGGUGCUGAGUAAAUUUCAUGAACACAUAUUAUUUCAAAACCACUAACACACAAUUAGUGUAUUUUUUAAUUCAUGACCAUCUAUCUGACCAUUAGGAUGUUUUUAUUUCUCACUCUGGAAAUGCAAUUCUUGAAAAACCCUUUGGAGAUAUGAGCUCCUUGUGUGAUCGCAGUGUUAUGAUUGUUUUUUGUGAUUUAUUAUGAUUUUGUGAUUGGUAUUGAAAGUACUGCCAUUGAGACCUGAGGUGCUCUUACCUUUCAUAACUAUUGCUAACUAAUCAUCUACCAUCCAUCAUACAGUACUGGAGACAAUUUUUGACUGAUGCUCAAUAAUUGCCACCAGCUUGAGAAGCUAAAAUUAACCUGUUAAUUGAUGCUACAAUGAUAAUCUGUGGCCAUUUUGUUAAAGCAAAUUUGCAUCCCUCCUGGUUAGCAUUUGUUUAGAUUCAUGUUAGGAUGCAAAUUUGACAAAAACAAAGUGGAGACAACUGAUUAAUAAGCUGUGCCAACCCCGCAGAUGACAGAUAAAAGCUGUCUGUGGGGGAAAUCUAUGUUUUCAUAAUUGAAAGAUGAACACUGCAGUUCCUUUAAUGUACGAUGCCUCUAUGGAAAACCAAUGACCUUACUACUGCUGUAUGAUGUCUAAAGGCUCUGUAGUUUUCCUCACUUUGGUUCUGCCUAUGCUUUGUAUUACACUGGAGUUUUUCCCCCCUGUCUGGCAGUUUCUACUGCAAAACUGUCAAAGAGCAUGCUGUGAAAAUGAUGUUUGUUCCACUAAAUCCAGUAGCACCAAAUGUGACUGCGGUGAGAGUUUGCACAGUGUGGAGAACAAGCUAACUUCCCUCAUUUGGUGUGUGUUUCCAUGUGUGUUCAUGAUGUUUAGCUGCCAGCAGGAGUUUAAAGGUUGUGGAUGAGCUCUGUUUUAGUGGCCUUAUCACUGUUGCUGCUGAAUUCAUGUUUAAGGCCUGUAGAUGUGACAUCCAUAAACAUGUACACUGUGCAUUCGUUAUAUACUGUACAUGUUAAAGCCCAUCAUGUCUGAAACUGUGUUGUUUCUCAGUGUGAUUGUAAGUGAAAGUUGGGGAAAUGACAUCAGGAGGUGAUUCAACCUCCCUCAAUAGACAUUUGCGUAUGGGCAAGCGGGCAGUGAUGAAACAUGGAAAGAAUUCCUGUUGGGAGGAGAGGCUUGUACGCUAGUAAACACUGACUCUUAAACUUUCUCUGUCUUUCUCUCGACUGUCUUACUUGCUGUCUCCCACCCUUUGCUAUUGCCUCAUAGACAAUUCUGGACUAAUUUAUGGUCAUGAUAUCAUACAGUCUGGCAAACACUGUGGAUGUGAUGGCCUGCCGUUAAAGUGUGACACUAGUAGUAUAUUUUACAGGAGGCGGCUGGCUGGAUGCAGGGUGAUCGCAUAGUUGCAGAACAUCCAGUUCUCAUUCUCACGCAGUUGCUGCAGAAACGUGAGCCAGGCAGGACUAUUCAGUCUCUGUCUGGUCAGUGUGUCAACCUUUUGGUUUUAGGGAAGCAUAGUCAUUUUACCCAAAACUGACAUCCACCCAUCUAGCAGGGUUUUGAAUCACCCUUUGGUUGUUCAGCUCUGAAAACAGUCUUUUCCCACUCUUUUCCCAUUCUUUGUUGAGGGCUUCCACUAAUCCUUUUACUAAUCUGCUCACUCAUUCCAGUAGUCAUGAUGUUGUGAUUGCCCAUGUUCCAACUCAGGUCUCUUGGUUUUCAUACAAGUUGUGAGUAAUACUUAUUUUAGUCAUCUGAAAAACGAGCCUUUCGUCUACUUUAUGUAAUAAAGUAACAUCUACCAUCUAA